Molecule: messenger RNA, 1642 nt
Organism: Chenopodium quinoa (quinoa)
Lineage: Eukaryota; Viridiplantae; Streptophyta; Magnoliopsida; Caryophyllales; Amaranthaceae
Product: sialyltransferase-like protein 4
Exons: 10
Coding region: 79-1176 (365 amino acids)
Molecular function (GO): sialyltransferase activity
Source: RefSeq, a predicted model, not a curated record
GUCUGAUCUUUAUUGCUGCAGAGUGCAAAUGGCUUGGGUUUGAGAGCUGUGUUUGAAAAAUAUAAUUGCAAAGUUACAAUGAAAUUUCCUGAUGAAACUGUCUCCAAAUGGAAUGACCCUAAAACAGGAGAGGCUGAAGGCUUGUCCCAUGAAUUCAAUCUUUGUGAAGCUGUGGCGACCUGGGAACAGGUUAGAAAUAGUACAACAGUCUUGACAAAGGAGUAUAUUGAUGCUCUGCCUAAUGGCUGGGAGGAUUAUGCAUGGAAAAGGAUCAACAAGGGAAUCCAGCUAAAUAAUUGCCUAAACAAGGCCCUUUGCAUGGAGAAACUCUCUCUGGUUCUUCCUCUUACACCUCCUUAUUAUCCGAAGCAGUUUCACCAUUGUGCUGUGGUAGGGAAUUCUGCAGAUCUUCUGAAAACCAAGUUUGGCCAAGAGAUAGACUCUUUUGAUGCUGUUUUCCGACAGAAUGGUGCACCUAUUCAGAACUAUUCUGAAUAUGUAGGCUCAAAGAGUACAUUCCGUCUUCUGAAUAGAGGGUCUGCAAAAGCUCUAGAUAAAGUUGCUGAGCUGUAUGAUGCUGGAAAGGAGGCCUUGAUAGUUAAAACAACUAUUCAUGACAUAAUGAGCAAAAUGAUCCGGGAAAUUCCUAUUCUCAAUCCUGUAUAUCUCAUGUUAGGUACAUCCUUUGGUUCAUCUGCUAAAGGAACGGGACUUAAAGCGCUGGAGUUUGCACUUUCUAUAUGUGACACAGUGGAUAUCUAUGGCUUCACUGUUGAUCCGGGUUAUGAAGAAUGGACUAGGUAUUUUUCUGAAUCCCGUGGAGGUCAUACUCCUUUACAUGGUCGAGCGUACUACCAGAUGAUGGAGUGCUUGGGUCUGAUCAAAAUUCAUUCUCCCAUGCGUUCUGACCCAAAUCGUGUUGUGAAGUGGCUUCCCAGCUCUAGCAUUAUUGCUGCUGCAAGGAUUGCAUCUGAGAAGAUAUUGGCGAGAGUUGGAGCUGGCUCGACCGAUCCACUAAGUCAAUGUUCCAUAAUAAAGAAGCAGCAAAUCGAUCGGAGGCCUAAAGCAACCCUCCGGAAGGCAGCUCUUGAGCACCAAAAAUAUGUCAAAGGCGCAACACUGUAUCCUGUUGAGCAUAAUCCUGGCCAUGGCUUACUUUGCACAGUACCUCAGUAAUUAGUUCUGCUGCUGGCCAUGUUCUGAACAGACAAGACAGUAAUUCUGUCAAAAAAAAGAAAAAAAAAAAACUGACAAGAAAGUGAAGUUUCGGAGAGAUGGAGUAACUUGUGGAUUUAUCGCGCAAUUGAGUGUGUUUGGACCACUAUUUAUAUAUCCUGGUGGGUACAAGGGGCAGAGCAUUUUUGUCAUGUAAUUGCUUUUAAUACAUAUACAUAGAACUAGUGCGUGGCCCGGGGAGUGGCUUAGGUUUUACUUUGAAUAAUUGUUGGAUACAUGGAACUAGUGUGUGGCUCGGACAAUGACUUAGGUUUUUACAUUGAACAAUUGUUGGAUAGAAAAGUUCAUAUUUUUGUUAUUUUUUAAUUUGUUUUAAUCUAGCUAUUUAUUUAGUUGUAUUAGCUUUUCAUCUAACCUAUGAAUCUAUAUAUUUAGCUUAGCUUAUGAAUUGUAUGAUUUUGAAUAA